Messenger RNA from Uloborus diversus, 1647 nucleotides. RefSeq names its product putative inorganic phosphate cotransporter. Gene Ontology annotation, molecular function: transmembrane transporter activity. The record is from RefSeq and is a predicted model, not a curated record. The transcript is spliced from 11 exons. The coding region runs from base 1 to 1647 and encodes 548 amino acids. Gene Ontology annotation, biological process: monoatomic anion transport; transmembrane transport. Lineage: Eukaryota; Metazoa; Arthropoda; Arachnida; Araneae; Uloboridae.
AUGUUGACCAAUUUACACCCGUACACUUAUCAUAAAGAUUAUAAUUACAAAGUACACCGAAAUGCUUCGGUGAUGGUCUUUAGAAUCCUUAAUAUAAAAUCUUCUCAUUGUUUACAGUUCACAUGGAAACUAAAUGCUCAGGAGAAAUGUACAGACAAACUCGAUGCAGCACAUUCCAUACUCAUGCGUCGGCACACCGUCGCAUUCAUGGGAUUUCUUUGUUCACUGGUGAUGCACGCCCAAAGAUUAAACAUUGGCAUCGCUAUGGUCACGAUGGUCAACUCUACUAACCUGUUUAAGCUGGAAAAAUCAAGGGGAUCGUCUGAAUGUUUCACCGGAUCAAGUAAUUUUACUUCUUCAGGAACGACAGGCGGAGAAUUUUCCUGGAAUCCUGAAAUGCAGGGAUACAUUUUGAGUGCAGGUUUCUUCGGAUAUAUUCUAACUCAAAUACCAGGUGGAGUCUUAGCUCGUCAAUUUGGAACGAAACCAGUUCUCUUAUUUGGUGUUAUCAGUGCUUCCUUCUGCAACUUGCUGUCCCCCAUGGCUGCAAGACAACAUCCUUAUUUCUUGACAGCUGUCCAACUUCUUCGUGGAAUGGGACAGGGAUUACAACCACCUGCUAUGAGUGUUUUGAUGUCCAAAUGGUUUCCGAGAAGCGAAAGAGGAUUUUUGUCAGCUUUUAUUUAUUGCGGAUACCCGGUUGGUGCUUUCAUCGCCGGAUUGUCAUCUGGUGCUCUCUGCGAAAUGGAAUUCAUGGGCGGAUGGCCUUUGGUAUUUUAUACUUUUGGAGCCAUUGGUGUUUUGGUAGGGUUUGUUAUAACAAUUUGGUUUGCGGAAACGCCUGCCACUGACCCAAGAAUAACAAAAGCUGAGUUGAACCAUAUUUUGAAGCAUCAAGAAAACGAUUUAACGAAAAAUCGUUCACCAACUCCUUGGGCAGCAAUUUUGACAUCGAUUUCUACAUAUGCAUUUAUUAUGGCGUUGUUUGGUCAGUACUGGAUGGCAUUUUACUUCCUCUCGGUGCACCCUACUUACUUGGGCACGAUACUACACAUACCAAUCACAGAAAAUGGAAUCUUAUCAGCUGGAUCAAACGCACUGCAAGCGGUUGUCGGAUUUUGCGCUUGCUGUCUUUCAUUCUGGUUGAGCCGCAGAAGUCAAACGCAAAUUAACAGCGUUCGAAAAGGCUUCAAUUUGUUAAGUUGCAUUCUGUUCAGCCUUGGUAUUUUUGGGAUUUAUUUAUCUGGAUGUGAUUCCUUAUGGAACACUAUUUGCCUUUUUAUCGCAACUGCUAGUGUGGGUUUUGGCUUCGCUGGUAGUUUGAUUACAGCCGUCGAUAUGUCUCCGACUUUUUGCGGUCCAUUGAUGGGAUUUGCAAGCACAGUAGCAAGUUUAGCUGGUUUUUUAAUUCCAGUGACAGUGGGACAACUUACAAAUGAUGAGCAAAACCUAACGCAGUGGGGGAAGAUGUUUCUUAUUACAACAGCAGUAUCCGCCGGCAGUGGUUUUGUGUUUCUAAUUUUUGGUUCUGCUGAUAUUCAUCCGUACGAUCCUGCUUCACAGAAAAUUGCCCGGAAAGAAAUUUCAACGAUCCAAGAGAAUGGAAUGCAUCCUUCUAAAGAAGGAAUUUCAUCUUCAAGAUUAUAA